Asterias rubens (European starfish) is the source of this 2750-nucleotide messenger RNA. Its product is annotated as leucine dehydrogenase-like. Lineage: Eukaryota; Metazoa; Echinodermata; Asteroidea; Forcipulatida; Asteriidae. Gene Ontology annotation, molecular function: oxidoreductase activity, acting on the CH-NH2 group of donors, NAD or NADP as acceptor. The transcript is spliced from 10 exons. Gene Ontology annotation, biological process: amino acid metabolic process. Bases 44 to 1657 code for a protein of 537 amino acids. The record is from RefSeq and is a predicted model, not a curated record.
UCACUCUCGUUUGCUCGACCUAUCUGCCCCGCAAACUAUAAAAAUGUUAAAUUAUCGUCGUCUUUCAGUCGGCUUAAGGCAAGCAACAACAUGUGCUUCCAACGUAUUUCUUUUCAACACGAGGCAAACUAAACAUUUGAGUUUCAAGUUUAGUUCGGGGUAUUUUCAGAGGUUUUAUGCUAGUGCGUCUGUCACGGGACAAAUCUCACUGAAUCCUCGAAGCACUCAACAUGGUGGAGGUAGUUCUGUUUCUAAAACUUCACCAUUCAGGUCGAUUUUGUCUGCUCGGAGUCUAUCCUUAUCAGGAACAGCACGCUCUAAGGAAGAAGCUAAAGCAAGCAAAUCCCUGCUUGACCUCCAACCGAACGACUUUGUCGACUUCAUGAAUGAGAAGAAGAUUCGGCGGUGUUUUGUCGUGUACGACAGGAAAACCGGCGAAGUUCGGGUGUCCCACCCAGAGCUGACUGAGCUGGGGGAUUUUGCUCGCAAUGACCGGGUGGAUUAUGACAAGCAUGAGGCGAUGUUCCUGGAGAUUGGAGAGCGGUCGGGUUGCUUACUGGGUGCAUUCGUUUGGAGGACCAACAGGGGUCAAGCUUGUGGUGGUAUCCGACUAUGGGACUACACAACCAUGGAGCAGUACUUGAGGGACGGACUGCGGCUUGGUCAAGGAAUGGGAGUCAAGUCAGCUCUGGCUGGUUUAUGGGCCGGUGGUGGUGUGGUUCGAGUAUGCGAGCCGAGGGAGCGUCUAUCACUUGUCUCUGACCCACGGUCAUCUCUUCUGGCAGACUGUGGUUGCUUUCUGUCCAGCCUGAACGGAUGCCUUGUUGCUGCAGAGGAUGUUGGUCUUAACGUAAGAGACCUGGACAAUGUUCACAUGUAUACCCGCUACACGACUUGCAUCUCUGAGGAAAAGGGAGGCUCUGGGAACCCCUCAGUGGCCACUGGCAAAGGAGUAAUCUGUGCAAUGGAAGGAGCUCUAGAUUUCUUAUGUAUGGGUUCUCUCGUAGGAAAGAGAAUCGGCAUACAGGGAGCUGGUAAUGUCUCUACCGUCAUUGUCCAGGAGCUUUUGAAGAAAGAGGUGUCUCACAUCUAUGUGACUGACUGUCACAUGAACAGAGUGACUGAUAUGAGGAAUAGAUUCCCAGGGACGGCUGAUAUUCUACAGGUUGAGAAAGUACCGUUAGAUGACAAUGGAGUGUUAGCUCAUCACUGUGAUAUCAUUUCACCAUGUGCCCUCGGCAAUGUUUUGAAUGGAGAGACGAUUCCCACAAUACAAGCUAAGAUUGUAUGUGGAGCUGCAAACAAUCAGUUAGGCUGCCCUAGUGAUAACCAUCUACUCAAGGAGAGAGGGAUUACAUACAUCGUGGAUUACCUGGCUAACAGAAUGGGCAUUGUCAACUGUGCGAAUGAAACCUAUGGGAGACUACCGGAUGAUCCUGCCAUCAAUAGGCACUUUGGACGAGAGUGGGAGAACUCAAUAUUCUUGAUGACCAAAAAGAUCCUGAAAAAGGCUGCAACUGAGGACAUCACUCCAGUGGAAGCAGCCAACGCCAUUGCCGACAAACUCAGCAUGGAUCUACAUCCAAUAUGGCCGCAUCGUAGUCAACAAAUCAUCGAUUCACUUGUGGAGAACAAAUGGCAUCUGCAGAAAGUAUAGACUCAAGGAGCAGUGUUUAAGGCGCACAUGUGUUGAGCAUCGCGCGCUACUGCUGCGGUGUACAUGUGCCUAGUUUUGUGCAUAAAGACAUGAGGAAAUCAUGUUAAUUUUUACUCUUUAUGGAAAUUAAAUGUUUUCCUCAUCGACUUACACAAUUUCCUUGCCAGGACAUCAUGAUAUACUAAUCUAGAUCACUGACCAGAAAUAUUUGCAACUAAAUUGAAACCGAAUCAUCUUGAAAACGGUCAUGUCUUAGGUGAGUUUGGGGAAAAGACGCGGAAACUGCAUAAAAUAGUCACUAAAAUGAGUAUUUGUCAGAAUUUCAGUAUUUUACUCUGUGCUUAAUUUUAAAAAAAAAAUUAACAAUGUAGUAAAUCGUCAUUUUACAUGCAGCCAUGUCAGAAAAAUGCUUAAAUUGUCGAGGAAGACAUUACAUUUCCAUAAAAAGUGAAAAGGGAAACGAUUUUCUCGUGUCUUUGUGCACAAAGUUAGGCACAGGUACACCGCAGCAGUGGCGCGCGGCGCCCAUGGCGGCGCCCAGGACUUGCACGCCUGGAUUUGUCUAUAGCCACAUGCCUGCUUUGAUCACGAUGACAGAGCCCCUUUAUGUGAAGGAAGUUACACACCAACUUCUCAGCCAUUCGUGAAAGUAGACGAGGGACAAUAUAAUGCAAUUCCAUUGCGGGCAUGUACACACACUGUUAACAUGGUGAAAUACAAUUCCAUUGCGGGCAUGUACACACACUGUUAACAUGGUGAAAUACAAUUUAGCUGAUGUAUAUUUCUCUGUUAUCGUAGCUACAAAUCUUGCUUUAAGGAAAGUGGGUUCUGACCUAAUUGAAAGCUUUAUUAUUACACUACAUUGUGAUUGCACACUCGGUCUCUAUCCACUUGACUCUGUACUCAUGCUCUUUAAGUUCGAAGUGGAAACUUUUUCUCAAACAUGGCUACCAAAAUUGAUUAGUUAAUUGCAGUCUAGAUGUGUGAACGAUACAUGUUAUUAACAGAGUGUGAGUGAGGUUAAAAUUGUUGCAAGGGUAGACUUGGUUUCCAGGGCCCAAUUUCAUAAAGCCUGUAAGCACAAACAUUUGCG